AUGACAGACCACUGCAAGCAGACUUUGUCAACCAAGUUAGGCUACGCUCCUUGGUGUCCAGCUUGUCAACAGAUUGAAUUGACUUGGGAGAGUUUUGCAAAGGAAAGUGAACACCUAGAUAUCACUGUGGGAAAGGUGGAUGUCACUCAGGAACCAGGCUUGAGUGGUCGUUUCUUUGUUACAACACUUCCUACAAUUUACCAUGCAAAUGAAGGAAUAUUUCGCAGAUACCGAGGCUCACGGACAUUGGAAGAUCUUCAAGGUUAUGUUUUAGAGAGAAGAUGGGAAGCUGUGGAGCCCGUAGCAGGAUGGAAGUCUCCAUCUUCUUUAAUGAUGCAUGGUAUGGCAGGGCUGUUUCACCUCUCUGGAUGGAUCAGGCAAAUUCAUACCUACCUCACUGUCACUCUUGGAAUUCAUGUUUGGAUUUCUUAUGCAAUCUUCAUCUUAGCUACCUUAUUGAUUGGCCUGUUCCUGGGUUUGGUACUUGUUUUGAUUUCAGACUGCCUUUGCCCAUCCAAAUCAAGAUACAGAGCUGAAACAUCUGAAGAAGCAAUUACAAAGGAUAAUGUGGAGAACGCAGCAUUAGAAGAACCGGAGGAGGCUGCAGAACUUUCCGGAGAAGAUGCAGAUGAGACUGCAGAUGUAAAAGAUCUCUCAGAUGGAGAAGAUGCAGCAAAUUCAAGUGCUGAUGACUCAGAGGAGGAUUUAGCACUUGGAAAAGAAUCAGGGGAAGAAGAAAUGGAGGACUUAAGUAAACAGCCUUUAGCUGAUUCAGAAACUGAAAGCUCAGUAAGACAGCGCAAAAGUCAGGUGGCUGAUAAUGGACUAUAG
Antrostomus carolinensis (chuck-will's-widow) is the source of this 831-nucleotide messenger RNA. RefSeq names its product thioredoxin related transmembrane protein 4 (gene TMX4). Gene Ontology annotation, molecular function: disulfide oxidoreductase activity. Gene Ontology annotation, cellular component: endomembrane system. Lineage: Eukaryota; Metazoa; Chordata; Aves; Caprimulgiformes; Caprimulgidae. The transcript has 8 exons. The record is from RefSeq and is a predicted model, not a curated record. The coding region runs from base 1 to 831 and encodes 276 amino acids.